GUCACACUCCAUACCAGUAGACGGCGGUAAUGCACUUUAUUUGCCACACGAUAAAUACGAAAUUCCUUCCUGGUUCCGUACGAAACCAAAGGGGCUCCGCUAAAUUAUUCGUCCCGAUUUAGUCCUGAAUUGACUGAAGCCUCGACACAGAACGUCCAUUACUACUUUACUGGACUAAAACGUCAUUAACUCAAAUUUCGUGUCCUGUUAAAUUCGUCUCGGUGCACGCUUUCGAAGCCGUUUUAGCUUAGCUUAGCAUAACAUAGAGAUCGACGCGUUUGUUAGGGACACUUCACCAAUGAGAGAUCAAGUGUGAAAGUGUUGUGAUUAUCGAGUGAAAAUGUGUGAAAGACCGACAGCAGAAUACGCGGAGGAACUUUGUGAAAAGAAAGAAGAGAACGAACGUCAGCGGCUGGACGCUGUUUACAAGCAGCCUCGAGUUGUGUUUUAUACAGCAGACAUCAGUGAAAAAUAUCUUCGUCCUGAGCAACAAGAGCCCCCUCACAUUAAAGAGGAGGAGGAAGAGCCCCUCCACAUUAAAGAGGAAGAGGAGCCAGAGACCCCCUACGAUAAAGAGGAGGAGCACAAUAAUAUCACCAAUUUGCCAACGUACUUUGUUUCAUUGAAGAGUGAAGAAGAAAAAGACUAUGUUCAAAGUGAGGAGAGCAGACAGGCGGGGGCUCCAAGCAGCAGCUCAAGUCAACACAUGACAACCGAAGGUGAUCAAGAGCAAUGUGGAGGAUCCCAAGAAGAUAGUGACAACAUAAAUUCAAACUCUCCUGUUGACUGUGAUGGUAAACAGUCUGAAGGUCGCAUGACAUGUCACACUGACAACAAAUGUUCUCAUUGUGGGAAAACAUUUAGUUCUAAGGGGAAUUUGAACAUUCACAUGAGAAAACACACUGGGGACAAACCUUUUACUUGCUCAGUUUGUGGUCAAAGCUUCACUGAAAGAGGUACUUUGACUGUGCACUCAAGAACACACACUGGUGAGAAACCUUUUAUAUGCUCUGUUUGUGGCGAAAGCUUCUCUGUAAAGGCAAGUUUAACGAGACACGUAAGAACGCACACCGGAGAGAAACCAUUUGCGUGCUCAGUUUGCGGAAAACGAUUCAUUGAAAAAGGUACUUUGAUAAAACACACAAGAACACACACUGGGGAGAAAGGCUUUGUCUGUUCAGUUUGUGGUAAAUGUUUCUCUGAAAAAGGCACUUUGAGAAAACACACAAGAACACACACUGGAGAGAGAGGUUUUGCUUGCUCUGCUUGUGGUAAAAGCUUCUCUAUAAAGACAAGUUUAACAAGGCACACAAGAACACACACUGGAGAAAAACCUUUUACCUGCUUAGUUUGUGGCAAAAGCUUCCCUGCAAAGUCUUGUUUAGCAAGGCACACGAGAGUACACACUGGAGAGAAACCUUUUGCCUGCUCAGUUUGUGGUAAAGGUUUUGCUCAAAAGCCAAAUUUAACAGCACACAAGAGAAUACACACACGGGACAAACCUUUUGCUUGCUUAGUUUGGGGUUAAAUAUUCUCUGAAUAGACGUGUAACAAGCCACACAAAAACACACAAGGGUGAGACAUCUUAUGUCUGCUCAGUUUGUGGUAAAGGAUGCAAUAAAAACACAAAUUUAACAACGCAAAAUAAUACACACAGAGGAUGAACCUUUUGCCUGUUUAGUUUGUGGUAAAAAAAAACGUAUAUAAAGGGCAAUUUAUCAACACUCAAGAGCACACACUGGUGAGAAACCUUUUGUUGCAGUGUGUGCUAAAAGAUUCUCUUGUUAACAGAAUGUUGAGAGAAAAAAAGUGUGCUGGUGAGAACAGUGGUGGCCAAUGAAGCUGCGGCUUAAAUGGAAGAAACUCAUCUGUGUUGGGGAUCAUUGAUUCAUUCCCUACUCCUUAAUCACUACAUGGAAAUUUUCUAUAAACAGUAGUGGAGUAUGUAGUUGACUUAUCAGUCAAUUUAAAAAUGGGAACACGUAUUGGUGGCAUGUCCAGUGACAUUUUUUUCUUAAUAUGAGCACUGUCCAAGUUCAGUAAAAGAGGAAAACAUUAUUUGUGUGCAGAUAAGUUUUUGUUGUUGAUGUGCCAAUUUAUCAAAAGGGAGACAGUAAUUACUUUUUACUUUUGUACUUAGAACAUGUCAGAGUCUGUACUUGUUUACUUGAGGACAGGAUGUGAAUCUGUGAAUCUGCUUUUACUAUGAGUCUUAGUUUACACAAGUACCAGUAUAUGUACUUCUGCUGAAGCACAGCAAGUGAAUACUUUUGCGCCCUGAUUGUUGGAUACCUCUGAAAGAUUAUUCUCAACGAUUAGCCUGUGGUGGCACCACGGUGGACGACUGGUUAGAGCGUCUGCCUCACAGUUCUGAGGUCCGGGGUUCAAUCCCCGGCCCCGCCUGUGUGGAGUUUGCAUGUUCUCCCCGUACCUGCAUUGGUUUUCUCCGGGCACUCCGGAAUUCCUCCCACAUCCCAAAAACAUGCGUGGUAGGUUGAUUGAAGACUCUAAAUUGCCCCUAGGUGUGUAUGUGAGUGAGUGGUUGUUUUUUUAUGUGUGCCCUGCGAUUGGCUGGCAACCAGUUCAGGGCGUACCCUGCCUUCUGCCCGAAGAUAGCUGGGAUAGGCUCCAGCACUCCCGUGACCCUUGUGAGGAUAAGCGGCUCAGAAAAUGGAUGAAUGGAUAGCCUGUGGUGUAACGUGUUGUAAUUCUUGGGGUAUUACCACCAUACAUGGCCAAAAGGAGAACAUCUUUUUUGUUGUCAUUGACCGUGAAGAUGAUACACAGUGGAUCCUUAUCUAUAAUUUUUCUCAUGUGAUGAAUAAAAUAUCUUAUCAAUGAA
Molecule: messenger RNA, 2842 nt
Organism: Phyllopteryx taeniolatus (common seadragon)
Lineage: Eukaryota; Metazoa; Chordata; Actinopteri; Syngnathiformes; Syngnathidae
Product: oocyte zinc finger protein XlCOF6.1-like
Exons: 2
Coding region: 341-1528 (395 amino acids)
Biological process (GO): regulation of transcription by RNA polymerase II; central nervous system development
Cellular component (GO): nucleus
Molecular function (GO): RNA polymerase II cis-regulatory region sequence-specific DNA binding; DNA-binding transcription factor activity, RNA polymerase II-specific
Source: RefSeq, a predicted model, not a curated record